This is a messenger RNA of Momordica charantia (bitter melon), 1139 nucleotides long. Its product is annotated as B3 domain-containing transcription factor VRN1-like. The record is from RefSeq and is a predicted model, not a curated record. NCBI's taxonomy places the organism in Eukaryota, Viridiplantae, Streptophyta, Magnoliopsida, Cucurbitales, Cucurbitaceae. Gene Ontology annotation, molecular function: DNA binding.
AGAAGAAGAACUUUUUUCUGCGUUUGAUGGCAAACCACGCAAGCGAAGGGCGGCGGAGUGGUCUCCGGCGCCGGAAUCUUCCUUCACCGGCGAGAACGAACCGGCCGUCGCAUUUUUUCAGGAUAAUAUUCCCCUCUUCCAUUCGGGACAAAAAGCUGGAGAUGCCCAAAAAUUUUGUUAUGAUGUUUGGCCAAGAAUUAUCUUCCAAUGCUUUAAUAACUGUGCCAAAUGGUGGUGUUUGGCAAGUGGGGUUGGAGAAAGCCAAUGGCCAAAUAUGGUUUUGUGAUGGUUGGAGCAAGUUUAUUGAUUAUUACUCCAUAGAUUGUGGCUUCUUGUUGGUCUUCAGAUAUGGGGGACAUUCCACCUUUCAAGUUCUUAUUUUUGACACAACUACUUCUGAGAUCCAAUAUCCACAUGAUGAUGGAAUGGAUCUUGGAGAUGCAGUUCAAAUAUCUGGUGAUUCUGUGGCUCCAAUCUCUUCUUCUUGUGGCUAUUCCGAUCGACACAUCGAGGAUGGAAGUUCGUAUCGGGAACAUGCUCCAAAGAAAACUUCUUGUAGUUCGAGGCUUGAGAAUGAUGUGUCUGAAAAUUCAUUGGAGUCAUAUGAUGUAGGAACUCGAAAGAAAUCGAAAAGAAAGUUGGAAAUUCUUAGCUGUGGGAUCAAGAGAAAGAGCAAAAGGUGUAAAGUUGAGGAGCAUGACAAGGUGGAAGAUUUUGAUGUGAAGAAAAAUGAUUCGAGACAAAAGCUGCCUUCUCAAACCCGAAUCAAAACAUCCGAUGGACAGGAGAUGGCGAUACGUGCAGCCACCAAGAAGCUCAAGACCAAGAAUCCUUCAUUCAUGGUGAUCAUGCAGAAGAGAAACAUAGAGAAAACUUAUGUGUACAUUCCUUCCAGUUUUUCCAACAAGUAUUUGAGUAGCAAGGACGAAAUCAUCGAACUUCAGGCCGGUUUCGAGGGGCGAAAAUGGGAGAUUUACUGCUACGGUACGGGAAGGACGUCGAAGAGAAUGGGAAGAGGAUGGAGGGAGUUUUCAAGGGAAAACAAUCUGAGAGCUGGAGAUGUGAUUGUGUUUGAGCUUGUUGAGAGGAGCAGGAUCAAUGUGCUGGAUUUUACUGUGUUUUCUUCAGCUGAAAAAUGA